CCUGAGCCUACGAUGUCAUCACGAGUAGUGCCCGUGAACCCGGAAGCGUGCAGCUCAGAUGCUGGCUGCAGCCAGCCACGCAGCAGCGAGUUGCAUCCGUGCAAGGGGGGGGGGGGUCUGUUGAAUCUGCAGGCAUAUUUCAGUCUUAAGUUUCCACCGGGUUUUUAGGAGCAAAGAUGGAUUCCCACAAAGAAGCCCAGCCGAAAGGAAACUUUGAAUGCCAACUAUGUGGGCUAACAGCCCCAUUCAGCUAUUAUGGGCAGAAACCCCCAAAUACUCAUUCUGUUGUGGGCCCCCUAACGGAACCCCAGACUGGCAGCGGGCUGAACGGGGCCGGAGGCCAGGACCCCGGCUGGCAGGGGGCUGGGCGCUGGAACCCCAGAGCAGCAGCGAGCCUCCUGGAAGAAAGCUAUGUCAUGAAAGAUCCUUUCAUCCCUGACAAGGACAAAUUCCUUAUCCUUGGAUCUCAGUGCAGUUUGUGUAACAGACGGGUGUGUGUGGGCACAGAAUGUAGUCUAUUCUACUCAAAAAGGUUCUGCCUCCCCUGCGUUAAUGAAAACCUACAGGAGUUUCCUUUGGAAAUACGACACGACUUGAAUAAAAGGAAGUCUCAUUCAAAAUCCUAACCCCUCCAAAAAAGCAGGUGCAAGAACUUAAAUUAAAAGCAACUGGAAGAGACAUCGCUCAGAGGGUUGUGUUUUUUUUGUUUGCCCUAAAAUGUAGAUUUUUGUAACAAUGAUGUUUAGGCAAUUUACUACCAGUACAAGUAUUUUCAUGUCAGUGCUUUAAGUUAGUUUGGAUUUAGGCAUUCCCAUGCAGUGUUUGCAAUGCAGGUACUCCAGCACUGGGCUGCUGCAGGAGAACCAGAGAGGAAAGCAGCCAGGCCUCUGGUCACUGACCAGGUUACAUGUAAUGCAAAUAUUAAACAGCACAAAGGAUGGAAAAUAGGUCAGAAUUUUAGUUUUUCAGUUUUCAUGAGCUAGGGUGUUGGCCAUUUUCUUGCAAGUGUUACUAAAAAUACAGGCAAUGCUCUCAGCUGGUUUGUCAGUAUAGUUCGACUGAAGACCAUUUACACUAGCUGAGAAUCUGGCCCAUAACAGUUAACUUGACAAUAUCACUUCAUUAAGCUUAUGGUCGACAAAGAACCUGAUGCCUCCUGACUCUUUUCCCCCCUAAGUUUCUGUUCUACAGCACGAGAUCACAGAGCAUAUCAGAACAGAUAUUCAUAGAAAAGUAUGUUGUCUGGAGGCCAUUGUGUCAAGACUAUAUCUGCUUGCAGAAGUCAUUGUGUGGCAUUAAACUUGCAAUGGAACAUAUCAGCCGAUACUUACAAGACUGCAACCACUUUUCACUCCAACUUCCAAUGAGGUGGAAACAUCCUUUGCGUGGGGGAGUGGGAAAGGGUUCCUUCCUGGGUGCAGCGUUUCCUUUACAAAUUAGAAAAAGAUAAUGCUUUCCAGAUCAUUUAUUUGAUCUUGACUGGACAGUAUGAUUUACUUGGAAAUAAUAAAGUUCAGCCAGUAAACUGUCAGAUUAACCCUUGCCUGUCUUGGGCAAUUAAAGAGAAAUUCAAGAGAGAUUUAAAUUAGGCUGUGACAGUUUAAACAAUUGAAAUGAUGGCCUUUAUUGAUUUUGCUUUACUUGCAUGGGAUAUUUUAUAUAAAAAUUAAAGUCAAUGUGAACUUUAACCUGAUUGAAGCUUUUUUUAUAACAAGUAAAUGGUUAAUUUGCCAAAAUAAUUAACUCUUGACUGGAGUUAGCUGUACCAGGCAAUUUGUUUGAGAUCAGUGUUGAAUGAAUAUUUAGAGAGACGGACACAGAGUGCAAUAUUUUGAUCAGCUAGGGCUGCAGAUUCAUACUACAUUGACUAAUGUGACAGAGUGCUGGACUACCCACUUACUCAUGCAGUGUAAAUUAAACAAUUGUCAGAUAACUUUCACUCAGUGCUGACCCAGAUUUUAGCUAGUGGCCUCGAUCAGGGGUUCUCAAGCUUUUUCUUGCGGAGACCCCCACAAUAUGCUAUAAAAAUUCUAUGGACCACCUGUGCCACAACUACUACUGUUCUGCAUAUCCAGUAGAUUAAAAGCCAGGGCCGGCAUUAAGGGGUAGCAAGCAGGGCAAUUGCAUGCCACAGGGGUCCUGCAAAGUUAAGUUGCUCAGGCUUCAUCUUCAGCCCUGGGUGUCAAGCCUCAGGCUUCAGCUUUCUGCCCUGGGCCCCAGUAAGUCUAACGCUGGCCCUGCUGUCGGGUUUAUUUUGGCAGACUCCCUAAACUUGCAGCCCCCAAGAGGGCCCCAGAUUCCUGGUUGAGAACCACUGGCCUAGAGGUCAAACUCCAGAUCUCAUUACUAUUCCUCUGAGCCAUCUAGUCCAACAGAAAACAGCUUUUGAUAUUUAAACUAAAAGCGUACUAGUCAAUUCCACAUUGCUUGUGGGAACAGUAGUGUCCAGUCAUCCUAAAGAAAUGUAAUUUAGACAGCAGGGCCUUUCUGAUCACUACAGUACCUGUUUGUUAUAAAUGAUAUGAGGGUGGCUUCUGCUGUGAUAACAAUAUCACUGGUGAAUAAAUUGCAAGGCUGAAGUCAGGUGGUUACAACAAACAAACACAGAGUCCAAGGGCUACUCCGUUCAACUACUCACAAGAAUAUGGCUUAUAGGAUUGGACUCUUAGGUCUCCCACAGUCCUGGAACUGGUUGUGUGUGGACACCUUUGGAGCUGUAUGGAGUUUCAUGGAAUGCAGCAGGGCUCCAGUUAGACAAAGAUGUUUGCUGAUCAAUUGCAGGAGCAGGACUUAUUUACAGCUUAGCUUGCAAUCUUUUGAGCUAUAUGCUUUUUAUGGGAAAAAAUUGCUUUUGCAUAGAUUAAUAGCACUGCACACUUCUACGGCAUCACA
Molecule: messenger RNA, 2892 nt
Organism: Dermochelys coriacea (leatherback sea turtle)
Lineage: Eukaryota; Metazoa; Chordata; Testudines; Dermochelyidae
Gene: CDPF1
Product: cysteine rich DPF motif domain containing 1
Exons: 5
Coding region: 177-626 (149 amino acids)
Source: RefSeq, a predicted model, not a curated record